AUGGACAUCCAAGUAAUGGGUCUGAAGGUAACCCAACGGACACUUCUGUGGGAAGAAACAUCCAUGGAGAAAGCAUACACUGGACAGAUAUUAAUGAAAGUGGCAGUGGCAUUGGUGGAGACCCAGAAGAAGAAGGUUCUAGUGAUGGCUGGGGAGAUGGAAACUCAGAAGGGUGUGAAUGGUAAUGAUACAGCUGUCAACAACAGCACUGGUGACAAUGAUAAUGGGUUUAAUAAUGUGACGAGUUCUCGGGAUUCCUCUAGGCCUAGAGCGAAACCCAGAGGUAGCCCAGAGAACAGCAGUGACACCAGUGAAAAUGAGAGCAGCAAUGCUUACAGCCUGAGUGGCGAAUCCAUGCAAGGGGAUCAGCCUGGUUCUGACAGCUCUGAGAACAGCAGUGGGGAGGAAUCAGAAGGCACAUCUGCAGAAGAUGAGGAACAAAGCGCUGAUGAAAACCAGAGCAGUGAGCAGUCAGAGAGCAAUGGCGAAGACAGCGGCAGUCAUCCAGAGAGUGGUGAGAGCAGCAAGGAGUCAGACAGUGAUGGCGGUGAAAAUGGCGGUGCCUCUGACAGCAGCAGUGAGAGUGAUGGGUCCAGCAGCAGCAGCGAGAGCGACAGCAAAUCUGAGAGCAGCAGUGAGAGUGACAAGUCCAGCAGCAGCAGCAGCAGUGAGAGUGACAACAGCAGCAGCGAGAGCGACAGCAAAUCUGAGAGCAGCAGCGAGAGCGACAAGUCCAGCAGCAGCAGCGAGAGUGAGAGCAAGUCUGAGAGCAGCAGUGAAAGUAGUGACAGUGACAGCAGCUCUGACAGCAGCAGUGACAGUGACAGCAGCUCUGACAGCAGUAGUGACAGUGACAGCAGCAGCAGCAGUGAGAGCGAGGGAGGAUCAGAUAGUGGCAGUCAGGCAGGUGGCACUGAAAAUGAAACCCAGUCCGACUCAGAGAGUGCAAAUGAAGAUGAGGUGAGCAGUGAAAGUGAUUCGGCAAAUCAGUCCAGCAGUGACAGUGGGACUGAAGAUGGCACUGCCAGCAAUGGUUCCGCUGAUACAACAGAAGAUACAAAUGACAGUGAAUCUGCAGCUAGUGCCAUCAAAGAAAGCUUGAAUGAGGAAGUGGAUACAACAGAUGUUAGUGAUGAAGACAGAGGGAGCAGGCUGAGUGUAAGCACAGAAACCGGAAGUAAACAUCAUGGCGACAGCAAACAUGAGAGCACCAGCCAGGAGAGCAGUGAAGGGAACAGCUUUCCCAGGAAGGUUUCCAGCAGUAGCCUUGAGGGUACCUCAGAAGAUGACCAUGAAUGGAGCACUCAGGACAAUGAUGAUGGCAGAUAUUUUAGACCUCAUCAACCAGUCCAUAGGAAAUGGGCAGAUGAUGAGGAUUCCCACGAUCAUCCUGACUUGAAAGACAUUAAUGGAGCAAGCUCUGAUGAUUGGUCAACUGAGAGAAUGUCUCUGGAGGAUCAAAACGAGAUUCAUGAAGACCACUCUUACAAUAACAUCAGAACAUCAAAAGAACACUUCGAUGUUGAAAAUGAUGGCAUGCUUUAUAUACCUGAUCAAGUCUCAUAUACAUUUAUGGGGAAAGGCGGCAGUGACCUGGCAAAUGAUGAAGAUGUGAGCGGCGAUGACAAUUUGGAUGGACAUAAUGGAGAAGACCUGUCUCCGGGUGGUGGAGAUGAUCAGCAACCUUCCAUAGCCACUGGAGAAGAAGGAGGUUACAAUGCGAUUGGCCGACGCCAUGGUGACAGCAGCAGCAGCAGCAGCAGCAGCAGCAGCAGCGAGAGCAGAAGCCGUGAUAAAGAGGAUAACCACAUUAUUGAUUAUAGCAAAACACAUGGGAGUGAUAGUCACAGUAGCAGCCAAGAGGACAGAUAUGAUUUCAGAGAUGAAGAAAUGCAAGGAGAUGACCCAAGGAUCUUUGAGAGUCAUGGCAGUGAUUCUCACAUGCUCCAUGGGGCUGUCCAUUCAAAAGAAAGUGACGAUGAUUCUGAAGAAGAUCACAGUCCUGAACAUGAUGAAAGCAAAUCCCUGCAAGAGGAUGAGUUUGACUCAAAAGAGAACAGCCAAUCUGUAGAAGAUAUUAGUCACUCAACAGAAAAUGUUCCCAGUAAAUCCAGGGAAGAUGCAACCAGUCAUUCCAGAGAGGCAGUACAGAGUUUAUCUCGAGGGCAUAGUCACAGCCAUUCCAGAGAAGGUAAGCACAGUCAUUCCAGAGAAGAUAAGCACAGCCAUUCCAGAGAAGAUAAGCACAGCCAUUCCAGAGAAGAUAGGCACAGCCAGUCCAGAGAAGAUAGCAGGGACUCCCAUGAUAAAAUGUCUAAAGAGUUAGGUGAAAAAUCAGAUGAGCUUAGUGCCAGCAAAUCUAAAGAACAAGAGAGUUACUCUGCGGAAGAGCUAGGAAAUGUGCCACCAAGGAGCAGUGAAUCCAGAGAAGUUAAGAGACAACAUAGCAGAUCAAGUGAGAAGAGCACAUCUGUACAGGAAAGUGAAGAAUCAGCUGAGGACACAAGUGAAUCCAUCCAGGAUGACAGCAGGUUGUCUCAGAGUACAUCAUCUGACAGUAGCAAAUCAUCCCAAGAAAGUGCUAGCAGUAAAGAUAGUGACUCCAAUGAAGAUCCUUCUUCAGAUCCUAAGUCUAAAGAAUCAGCAGAAAACAGUGAAUCUAAAGAGGAGGAAAGCAGCUAUUCAUUGGAAAGGGACAAUCAUUCAAGAGAUGACUCUAUGAGUGCAGAAGACAGCUGGUCGAGAAGCAUGGAGCUUGAAAGCCGAAAGUUGAUGCUUGACAUCGAUCAUAAUAAACCCUUUAGUGAUUAUGAUGACAAUGAUUGCCAGGAUGGGUAUUAA
This is a messenger RNA of Varanus komodoensis (Komodo dragon), 2841 nucleotides long. Its product is annotated as dentin sialophosphoprotein-like. The coding region runs from base 1 to 2841 and encodes 946 amino acids. Gene Ontology annotation, cellular component: extracellular matrix. The record is from RefSeq and is a predicted model, not a curated record. The transcript has 6 exons. Gene Ontology annotation, molecular function: extracellular matrix binding. Gene Ontology annotation, biological process: extracellular matrix organization; ossification. NCBI's taxonomy places the organism in Eukaryota, Metazoa, Chordata, Lepidosauria, Squamata, Varanidae.